UUGAACGAUAGGAAUCAAUCAGGUGUUCAACCGGACAAAGAAGUGCACGAUAUCGUAGCGAAUGCGUUCGGUGAAUGGAAUUUUGCAACUCGAAAGAUCAAGCGAAUGCUGUAUUGGAUGCCGAAAUUGAAGCACAGUAAUAAGUAUUUGGAUCGAAGAUGCUUGGAAGGACGGCAAGUUGGUGGUGUUGAAUUGGCGUUCAUUGCUCUCAAGAUGAUGUGCAGAGAUCCGGGUACAACAUUCUCGUAUGUUAAAAUAAAAGAUUCUGAAUCACCAGAAUCAGACCGAUGGCUUGUGUCAGCACAAAGUGUUCUACAGCAGCGAAUGAUCAGCGAAAUGGAUCAAUCGAAAACAUUAUAUGUGGAUGGUCCUAGUAGAGUUUAUGUGAUGGACAGAAAAGUGGAUUACGUUUGGCUUACAACUGAUCCAAAUCCUGAGCAAUACUUUGAUAAUUUUAAAUCUGAUUUUGAAGAAGAGGAUAAUGAUUUCGAGAAAUGGCAAAGUCGCUGGGAUCGGGGCUAUUCUGGUGAAUCAUCACCGAAGCAGUGUAAUGUACAUGAACAACGAGAUGAAACCAUUCUUUCAUUGGCUGUCUUGGCCAAAACGAAUGAUCAGUCAGUGGCUGGAUGGAUCAACCAUCUAAACGACUCAAACCCCUCGAUGAAAGAUCAUCAAGUUUUGUUCCGAAUCAAGCAUCCGCAUACCGAUUUAGCUCCUACAGAGCCGAAUGAUUAG
Messenger RNA from Anisakis simplex (herring worm), 735 nucleotides. Lineage: Eukaryota; Metazoa; Nematoda; Chromadorea; Rhabditida; Anisakidae. The record is from the annotation of a GenBank genome assembly.